GCGCUACGCCCCAAGCGCCACGCCCUCUCUCUGGGGCGCGCGGCCCUUCUCUCCUUCCCCUCUUUGCGCGCGAGCUCUUCCGUCCCUGUCCCAGUCAAAUCUAGCACGCGCGCAUUCUCCCCGGGCUGGAAAAAGCCCAGGUGGAUUUAAAGAAGGAAAAGGCUUUUGCAGCGCUCGCUACGUCAGCUCCGGCCUCUCUCUGGCCCUCUUCGUGCUGCAUCAUCACAGUCGCCUCCUCCUGCUGCUGCUGCUGCUGCUGCCGCCGCCGCCGCCGCCGCCACUACCUCCUAACUCUUUCUCCUUUGCUGCUUGCUCCCUCUCUCUGCCUCUCCCUCUCUCCCUGGGUCUGGCUGUGGGUCUGCGUGUGCGUGCGUGCGUGAGUGCGUGUGUGCGAGUGAGUGUGUGUGUGAGUGUGCCGGGCCGCUGCUAGGCUCCCUGGGCAUCUCGCCGCCGCCCGCCCUGUACCAGUUCGCCACGACCCCUCUCCGUUUUGCGUCUCUGUUCCUUUAGAAUUUUUUUUUUAAAAAUAUAUUAUUCCAUGUCAUCUUUAUUUUAAUCUCCCUGGGUCACCCAAACUGGUGCAGCUGGAAGCAGCCGCCUCCACCCCCUCUCCCGCCCCCGCCCCCUCCCCCCGAAUCCGAGGAAUAUGGCGAAAGUGGAGCAGGUUCUGAGCCUAGAGCCGCAGCACGAGCUCAAAUUCAAAGGUCCCUUCACAGAUGUCGUCACCACCAACCUGAAGCUUGGCAACCCUUCUGACCGAAAUGUAUGUUUUAAAGUGAAGACUACUGCACCCCGCCGGUACUGUGUGAGACCCAAUAGUGGAAUUAUUGAUGCGGGAACAUCAAUUAAUGUGUCUGUGAUGCUACAGCCUUUCGAUUAUGAUCCUAAUGAGAAAAGUAAACACAAGUUUAUGGUUCAAUCUAUGUUUGCUCCGACUGACACCUCAGAUAUGGAAGCAGUAUGGAAGGAGGCAAAACCAGAAGAUCUUAUGGAUUCAAAACUUAGGUGUGUGUUUGAAUUGCCAGCAGAGAAUGAUAAACCGCAUGAUGUAGAAAUAAAUAAAAUUAUGUCCACAACGGCAACAAAGACAGAAUCAUCUGUUAUGUCUAAAUCUAUAAGUUCUUCUUUGGAUGAUACUGAAGCUAAGAAAGUAAUGGAAGAAUGUAAAAGGCUGCAAGUAGAAGUUCAGAGGUUACAGGAGGAAAACAAACAAUUUAAGGAAGAAGAUGGCCUGCGGAUGAGGAAGACCCUGCAAAGCAAUAGCCCAGUUUCCACUUCAGCCACCAUCGUGAAGGAAGAAGGGCUUAGUACCCGACUUCUGGCUCUGGUCGUCUUGUUCUUUAUCGUUGGUGUAAUUAUAGGGAAAAUCGCCUUAUAGAGGCAGCAUGCAGAGGCUGGUAAAUUGGAUUGAUGGAUCUGCCAUAUCAUGGGAUUUAAAUUUAUUCAUAACAAAGAAUUUAAUGUAUGACAUCUCACAGGUCUUGCCUUUAAAUUACCCCCCUUCUCCCCUGCACAAAUAUAACAUAACAUAAUCUCCUAGAAAGUUUGAAAUGUACAGUGAGUAAUCGGGGCAAAAACCAAAUGCAAAAAGAAUGAUCUUUACUAAAUGACAAGGAAAAUUGUGGUUAAUACUCAAAUGAUAAGUUGUAAAUGCAAUUUUAAUCAUUUUUAGACCUUGGUACAUGUUGCUAGAUUACCUCUUUUAAAAUGAGAAACUGGUUCCUUAACUGCUAGAGCUCCCCCUUAAGAUAGUGGAACCAGAGCUAAGCAGGAAGGGUCAGGAAUCUCUGUAAAAUAUUAAUCCACCAUACAUACUGCUCAUAAACUUAAGAGUUUGUCCAUGUCUUCAGUUCUGUGCAAGUUACCAAUUAUUUUUUGGGAACUUAAGUGAAUCAAGUCAGAAGCUGAAAAGAAUUAAGUGACAGCAUUGGAUGUGCUAGUCACCAAUAGGAGGCAUAUAUUGAUUAAUGGUACACAACAUUUUAGGAGAAAGGUCGUUGCCUUGUUCUCUUAAAGGGACCAAGCUAAACUGCUGUUGGUUCGUUUAGUUGAAUUAAACUGUUAUUCAAAGAUGUUUAAUGCCUAUUUAACUUAUUUAAUGUAUUUCAUCUCAUGUUUCCUUAUUGUCACAAGGUUAUGACUAAUGCUAUGGCAUAGAAAUCACCGCUCUAAGGCUGGUGGGUUGACCUGUCAUUGCUGCUGGAGAGCUGUGGGAUCCUUCUGUCUCCUACUGCUUUGGGGGGUGCGGGGGCGCUAUGUAAAUGUGGACUUCUGAUUUAUUUGAACAUUGGAAAACAACAGUCAGGAAAUGUUUUUCUAUGUAAAUAAGUAACAUCUAUCUCGGGGAAGGGAGGCAAAUUAUACCAGUAGUAAUAGUCAACUCUUGAUUACCCUGCUGAUGGAGGGGGUAGCCAUAGUGCAGAUAACCUUUAAAAAAUGUCAUUUUAAUGUCACUCUUGAAUUCAUCCUAUUUCACCUUCCCUCAUUGUGCUGGGCUUCCAUCCCCGUUCCCCUCCCCCAUUUUGGCCCUUAAUUGGAGUAGCAACAUGGAAAGUUAUCCCAAUAGUAUGGAGGGGACACUGUUCUAGAAGUGGCUAGGGGAGAUAGUCCUGGAGCCAACUGGGAGGCAGGAGAGAGAAACCCACCCUAAAUAAGGGGCUGGUGGUCAGAGGAAACCUCCCAACUAGCCCACAAAGCAGAUAAUUGAGAGUUGACUGUAAAUUAGUUCUAUGCCGUAAAUGACCAAUCCUGUUGGACUAUGUAGCAUCUUUAAAAGAAAAAAAAAUUAAAUAAAGCCCCAAAAUGAAGAUUUCUUUUGUUAUUUUGUCACAUUUGCAAAAGAAAAGUUAAUUAAAAAUGACAGGCAUUAUCUGUUUGUUUCACAAUGCUUGUGUUUUAGUAAAAUGUCUUCUUAGAUCCUCUUGAUCUUAACUGAAAGGCCUACAGAUGAAAUUGCUAAAAUUUUAAGUGGUCAACUGCUGGUUAAAGAUGGAAAUCUUUAAGCCUUGUCGCCCCCAUUCAAGUCUAGAAUUUUUUAGUUACUGUAUUUCCAGGGAAAGAAACCUUAUCUCUUAAGUGAAGCAGCUAAAAUAAUUAAGAAGUGAAAUUAGGCUCUAUUGACUGGUCAUGGACUGGACUGUGAAUUUAGUUGUUAGAAAAGAAGAUGAGAAGAUAAAGAUGGACUAGUUCAACUAAGAAACUUAGCAUGACCUAAGUAUUUUAGGUGCUUCCCAGAACAGAAUCUUCCUUGGAGGCAGGGUGCUGGUUCAGCAAGCUGCUCUGAACCUCGGCUCCCCAUAAGCUCUCUUCUUGUGUACUAUGAGCCCCUGUGGUGAAUGGAGUUGUAGACUUGAACAUGUUGACCUUCAAGUCUCUUUGUUUAAUCUGGCCUUCAGUGUUGCUCUAGAAGGAAAGAUCAAGUACUUCCUCAUGAAAGAGAAUCAAAAUCCAGGGUGCCUCAAAAGUCUUAGUGAACUUUUAGGUUUAAAUAACUUAGUGAAGUUUCAAAUUGAAAUAUCUUCACAAAGACUCUUGGGACACCCUGGAGUGACAUGGGUGCCCAAAGCCACAUCUUUAAACUGGGUUAAAUAAAGUAAAAGAUACCCAUAAUAGUUGUUAAAAUUUGUGUGUGUGUGUGUGUGUGUAUGUUUUCACAGCUUCUAGGUGGGACCUCGUACAACUAAGACAAGGAUACAUUAUUUCUUGAGUUGGAAUUUUAAGAUUCUCUUAGCCCUUUGUCACACUCCGUUUUUUUCCACCUAAACUUUGACAAAGGCAGUACUGUCCCAAUAAACUUACAAGGACAGUGGUGAUUGGGCUGAGGUUUUAUUGGGGGAAGGGUUAAAAGCCACUGAGUUUCAGAGUUUCUAAAAUUAUAACCUAUGGAGAAUUUGCCCCCACUUCAUAGAAGAAUGUGUCUUAAUUAAAAUUUAAAUACAAAAAUGUCGAUUCCUUCUCCUGUCAGCCUGUGAACACUUUCCUCUUGUUUUGUUUGUUGGCUAGGGUUCUAUUGCGUGUUUCUUAUGAGCUGAGGGAGAGGUUGGUUUUCUAUCAUUUAUUAUCAGUACAGAGUAUAAAAUUCAGGGCCUCAGAACAGCCAAAGAACAUGCCAGAGAAAGGCAUACUAGACAUCCAAGAGCAUCAUGUUUCUGGUGUCUUAUCAGCCUUCAUGGGUGUGGGGCAGGGAGGGAGUGGGUAAGGGGAGAGAGUGAUUUUCACAAGUGGCUAGUUCCAAACAGUGAAGGGAGAACUGAAACCAUUAAAAUAAAGCUAGGAGGGGAAGAGAAGGACCAGUGAGCAAGGAAAACCCCCCAAUGGGUGUGAUGAUUUGGAGGUGAGGAGGUAAGAGAUUGGAGGGAUAAGAUUAUCCUCUCCUCUUGAAUUACAAACUGCUACUCAGGUCUCUGCCCUUGCCCUCUAAAUCCAGCCCCCAGUGAAGGCCAUCUCAGUAAAGAGCAUGCGAAAAGCAAUGAGCCAGUCAUCAAGUUUCAUAAAAUUUUAUCGAGCAUAUUUUUAAAUUGAGAAUUUAAGCUCCCUUUGAACCUCAGCCAUGGAGAUUAUAGUGGCUGUGUGUUAUUCCCACAGAAGACUUGAAUCCUAAAUGCAAUUUUUUAAAAAAGCAAUCCAUCAUCAUUUAUUUCCCUUAGUGCUUCACAUAUAGUAGACUGCUAAUAAAUAUUUUUAAAAUUGAAUUUUAGGCCAAAGUCACCUUUAAUGAUUCUUUCUGACCUGCAUGUUUUUUCUUCCUCCCUGAUCUGUAAAAUUGCUUGCAUAGACAGUAAUGAGUACUGAUAAAAAUCACAGUAGAUUCCACUGGUCGAGAGUUGAUGCCUUCAGAGAGAGAGGCUCAUACCUGCAGAAAGGAAGGGGAGGGGAAUGAAAAACCUCCAGCAAUCCAUGAAAACCAAAAUGUUUUCAGAUAAAUUGCAAGAACAGAAUUGCCCUCUAAAGGCAGCAGACCAGUGGCACCUACCUGAAUACGGUGGUCACUCAAAGCUAACUCACCUUCAGGUGAACUUGGGAACAAGCUAUGGUACAAGGAUAAAUUGUAAACAUUUGGCAACAUGUUAAAAAACACCCAGUAUGUGGGAUCCUAGGUCGUAAGACAUCACUAACUUGAAUCCAUGAACUGUCACAGGAAAGAUUUAACUGAUAUCUACUUGAUUUCUAGUGCAAUAAUUCUGUCCACCACACUACCCUGCAUUGUAACAUGUACCAUUUUUAAUAUUUUGACAUUUUUCAAAAUGGUGACUAGUUUUGGGCACAUAGAAAACCCUCCCAUUUGUCCACUCAGUGUGGGAUAAAUGUCUACCAUAAUAUUCAGUCAUUUAAUUAUCAUUUGCCUAUGGAAUUAAUAUUUAAUUAUUAAAUUACCUAAUUCCAGGGUCUCUUCUGAAAGUUGGUCUGCAUAGUUUUUUUUUGCUUUAUUUUUUAAAAUCUUGUUUGUGAAAUGCUUGGUUUAAAAAGUAAAGAUAUGUGCCCUGUAAGGAAUAUUUGAGCCCUUUCUUAACACUGACCUUAUGGGCCAGUGAAAGGAGGCUAUUGCUUCCACAUGCUGGAGACUGAAAACUCUUGACUGCUAUCUAGCUGCUGGGAUUUUCUGUACUGCUAACAUGAAAUUUAAAACUGGAUCAUCUAGUCUGUUUCCUCACUUUACAAAAUGAGGAAACUGAGUCCCCCAGUGAGGGUAAGGAGUUUGCCUAAGGAUAUAUAUAUAUAUAUAUAUAUAUACACACACACACAGUAGUAGUGAAGCUAGAAUUUUCAGAUCCACCUCCUGAGACUCCAAACCUAGUGAUUUUUCCACUACAUAGCACUGCCCUAUGUCUCCCACUUAGGCCAGAUGUUGAUCAGCCUCUCAGGGCUAAGGAAAGAUGAAUGGAAAAGAUUUUGAAUGACAGAAACUUGCAGUUAUGACAAUGUUGGAAAAACCUUGUUUCCUAAGAGAGACAGAAAUGGAGUUGUAUUGAGAGUGUCCUUUACACCUACAUCUGAUAAGAUCUGCAGUUGCUUUUCAGAUUUUAAAGGCAUACGCUCCAAAUACCUGAUUUCUGUUUCACUCAGAGUUCAUAUGAACCUGAUUAGAUUUUGCAAGGGAGGGCUUUUUUUGAACCCCUACCUUCUUGUUUACCAAGAAUUAAAAUAAUAUCCCUAUAAUUAAAUUAAACCUGAAACAAGUUCUACAAAUCUGUCUUCAAAAUCCAUAAAAGAAACAAAGUUGAAAAAUCCAGGGGUUGUGAACCCCUGAAUAAGGUAGGAUAUUGUUUAGUAGCUAUUAGGAGUAGGACUUUGUCUAAACUUCCUUUGUAUGCCGUGUUAGAGAUGCUUAUACUUCAUAUUUUUCUGUUCGUGGACAGAUGGUACAGAGUUGUAAGGACAUUAGCAUCAGUGUGGGCUUUUAUAUCAGUUGGUUGUUUCUCUUCAUCUUAGAUUUGGUUAUUUUUCAUAUAAGUGAAAUAGAGUUUACAGCAAUGUAAUUCAAAGGUCUUCCUAGUCACAAAUAGAACGAUAUAAUUAUGCUGCCUAAACUUUCUUGGUAUCUGAAAGCCUUCAGGACUUCUUGGGGUUGAAUUUAGAAGUCUUCUAUAAAGAAAAUUCUCAAUUUGGCUUAGUGUAGUGACUUUGGCCGCCCUGUGGAUAGGCUAACACUCUCACUCUGUGUGUGAGGUGUGGAUGUGUACAUCCACACCCACAUAUGUACUCUAACUUGUAUGCGAAGUUUACAGCCAUUCUUGAAAGUGCAUAUUUUUAGACAUUUUGUUAUUAGCAUCACUUACUGAAGUGGCAGCACAGAAGCCUCAGAUGAUGUGUCAAAAUGCAGGCAUGACUGGGUAUUUUAUACCUCUCCCUAAAUUGGCACUGCAUUUCUAGGAGAGACAGUGAUGGAGCUAGGUAUGGUGAGCUUGAUAGUGGGAAAAUGGAGUUGGGGGAGGCAGGUAUCAACUAAGGAGCUAGAUUGGGUAUCUGUAAGAAACAGAGAUACCAUUACAUUUUUUAAAUGUCCACCCAUUGAACACCUUACCCAUGUGCUUCCACUCUCAGUAAUACUAGAAAAAAAAAUGUAGAACUGCCUACAUUUCUCCAGAUGACAGUAGCUUUUUAAACUUUAUUUCCUUUACGGAUUUUGAAUACAAAUCUGUAGAACUUAUGUUUCAGGUUUAAUUUACUCUCAUUACAGGGAUUUUAUUUUAAUUCUUGGUUUAUUAUAGUAGUUCAUUGUGGAAUCAGGUUCACAUAUGAGCAGUUCAAUUAAUUGGGGCUUUUUUUUUAGUAAGACCAGUUUAUUAGAAAACAUUUGCAUUAUUUCUGUAUUUAGGCACCUUGGGAAAACAAAAAAUAUAGCUAUUGUCUAACCUGCCAUUUUUGGAAUGUUUCCUUGGCAUACAAUGGCCUGAUUAAAAAGUGAUGGUGGAAUAAAGUGGCGCCCAGGAUAAUAAUCUGUUGCUACUAGAUAAAUGCCAUUUUUUAAAAUCAGAAAAUGAUACUGUGACAAUGUCUUAUUACAGUUACUUUAUUAUACCAAAGGGUUGAUAUAUAUUAAAUCAUUGACUAAUGGAUGUUGGUGUUGGACUGAUACCAUCAUCAGCUUUGGUUAUUGACAAGCAUUGUAACUAGGGAUGGGGCAACACCUAUGUUGAUCACCUUCUGGGCCAAAAGCAUGGGCUUGGAGCAUGCUGUUUGUCACCAAAAUGUCCCUUGUAUUUCUUUUAAAAUAUCUGUACGGGUAGGCAAGGCAGAGAGAGAUAUGACUAUAACUUAUUCAUAAUUAAUAGGGCUUGUUACUUAAGAAAGUGAUAAAUCGCUGUGCAUGUUUCGUACACCAACCCUAGGACUCUUUUGUUGUUGAACUGCCUGCAUUUUUAGGGCAUUGUUUUUAGAAGUAAACUAAAUUCAGCUGUUACUCCUCUGGAAUUCAACAUCUCCACCCUACCCCUUCCCAUCAUGGGGGGAAGGGGGUAUAUUGUUUGACUGAUUCCAGUCAGAAUUUGCUUGCCAAUAAUACUGAGACCAUUAGUACAGGGGCUGCUUCUUUCCAAAGCACUAUCACGCUUUUCAUAAAUAAGUCUAAUGAGCCUCAAGUGUAUAUUCGCAAUGUUCGUAUACAGAUACUAGAAGAGAGAAUACACGUUCUUACUCCCGUUGCUAGUAUUUUGCCUUUAUAUGUUAUAGGAACUCUCUUCUCUAAAUGAGAGGCAGUGUGAUGCACUGGAAAGAGUGAUUGGAUUUGGAAUCAUAAGACCUGGGUUCAAAUCCCGGCUCUGCUACUAUGUGACCUUGAACAAGCCCCUUAACCUGUUUGGGUCUCAGUUGGCUCACCUACAAACAGGGAGUGGAACUAGAUCACCUCUUGAGAUUCUUCCCAGCCCUGCAUCUAGGAUCUAAAGUUACUGCUUGAAACAUCCGACCAGAAUCCCAAAAGGAUUUGUUGAAAUGUUCUUCCCCUUUGUAAGUGACUGAAGAGAUUUUCUAAAAUUCAGAUUAGUCUCUGGCGUGCUUUCCACACUUCCUCCUCUUGAUAAUUCCUACAGUUCUUGAUGUAUAUUUGAUUCUAAUUUCUAGUAGUGAGAUUCUACCUGUACCUUUAUUAAACAGAUGUAGUUAAAAAAAAAACUUCAUUCCAUUUUUCUUGUGUAUCAAAGUUAUAUUUUCUGUUUUGGCAUAAUUAAUUUUUAAAGCUGAUGCAGGGAGAACACUUCCCAUUGUGUAUUUUUGUUUUCUGACAUGUAAUAAGUUUAUAUAAUUAUAUAGUAAUUAUACACUCUUGAGGAGAAGGCUGACUACUGCUUCUGUAGUUUAAACAAGUUCUAUACAUCAUGUGUUCACAUAGUCUGUAUCAGUCAGGCAACACGUGCCAGGCCAAAGCGUCCACUUUUGUAUUAUUUGGCUCAGUAUUAUGUUUAAUAAAUUCUGUGCUCUGGACAUAUUUAA
Molecule: messenger RNA, 8928 nt
Organism: Trichosurus vulpecula (common brushtail)
Lineage: Eukaryota; Metazoa; Chordata; Mammalia; Diprotodontia; Phalangeridae
Gene: VAPB
Product: VAMP associated protein B and C
Exons: 6
Coding region: 647-1378 (243 amino acids)
Biological process (GO): endoplasmic reticulum membrane organization
Cellular component (GO): plasma membrane; endoplasmic reticulum membrane
Molecular function (GO): FFAT motif binding
Source: RefSeq, a predicted model, not a curated record